GUUUUAAAAAAUGGUGCGAUAACUCUUGAUGAUCCUGAGGCUAUUUAUUAUUCUGGCCAGAUAAUAUCAGGAAAAAUCGAGUUUGUUCUAAGCGAAGCAUUAUCCUUUUCAGCAAUCAAUGUUGUUUAUAAUGGUGAGGCAAAUGUUUCAUGGACUGAGCGACAAACUGAAAUAUAUUCAGGUGUGAAGAGAUAUAUAAAUGUGGAGUAUAAGGGCUACGAGGAGUACUUUACUUGUGUCCAGUGCAUUUGUGGGAAUCAUGGCAUGUCUGUACUACCGGCGGGCACCCAUUCUAUCCCAUUCUCGUAUCGGAUACCGUACACCGCGCCAUCCUCGUUCAAUAGCAGCAUAGGCAGAGUCUCAUACAAAGUUACUGCAUAUUUUGGAGUGUCCACCCAACGAGGGAGGCUAAUAGUCAAGACUUUUGAGGGAAGCGAAUCCACCUGCCACAGUGGAGUCGUCUCAGACGUUUGGCGGUUUGAAGUUCCAGCGGCCCAUCGCGAUGAGUUCGAGGAGUUGUAUAGCUGCUGCUGCAGCUCGCAGCCGAUCACGAUCAGGGUCGAGGUGCCGGUGUCGGGCUUCUGCCCUGGACAGGCGAUGCCAAAUCACCGUCCGCGCGAAGAACGACUCCGCGACGGAGAUAUCGAGGAUCUACUUCCAACUGGUCAUGGUGAGUCGCUAGGGCUGUGGUGGUGGAACUUUCAGGGGAAGCAGCCGUCUACGAUCCGAUCGCCUGGUGGA
This is a messenger RNA of Iphiclides podalirius (scarce swallowtail), 741 nucleotides long. Lineage: Eukaryota; Metazoa; Arthropoda; Insecta; Lepidoptera; Papilionidae. The record is from the annotation of a GenBank genome assembly.